This is a messenger RNA of Neurospora hispaniola, 706 nucleotides long. RefSeq lists its product as uncharacterized. The record is from RefSeq and is a predicted model, not a curated record. The coding region runs from base 60 to 443 and encodes 127 amino acids. The transcript has a single exon. Lineage: Eukaryota; Fungi; Ascomycota; Sordariomycetes; Sordariales; Sordariaceae.
UUUUUUUUUUUUUUUUUUUUUUUUUUUCUCCAUGUUUUGGUUCUGAUAAUUACGAGAUCAUGAGACGACGAAAUGACAAUGAUAAAGACACAGAAGAACGAGCAAGAACCGAGUUUGUAUCAUGUUCUUUAUGGCCCUUAUGUUUAGCGUUGAUGAUGUCUUCUUCCUUUUCUUCGAUUCUUCAUAAUAUCUUCUUUACCUACUCCUCACUUGGAUUUUGUACAAUUUUCUUCUUGGUUGGCACUGUUAGUCUUGCUGCAAGUCACUGUCUGAUGGACCCGGGAAAAGUUUUGGAGAGACGAUACCCCAUAUCUGGCAUGGCACAAAAAAAAUCAUUCAAGCACGACAUGAUCGAUUCCACAUUUCGUGAUUCCUGCUCUCUACUUGUUGAUCAAGAUCUUCAUUACUUCUGGUUCGUAAAGGAAAAGUGGUGGUGGUGGUGACAGAGUUCAAUAUACAUUACAAACCCGAAGCAGAUGAACAGUUGGCAUGAAACCCGGACAGUAGGUGGUCGGCUAGAAAUACCUAUCUACAUUGUCUUUCACAUUCUGUUAGCAAUGACACUUGCUUCAUCUUGAAUCGUAUCGAUGUACUAGGGCCCUUCUCUGUCGACCGAGCGAGCUAUGGCACCGCGACGAAGCGUUCCUAUGGUCGCAACUGUCGAACAUAAGCCAAGGAACAUGCCCUAUAAAUAAAUACAUUCCUC